UCCACCUCCCACCAAGCCUUGUAAUAACAAAUAUAUAUUACUAACUCCAAAAUUGUGCUCUCAGAUUUGAUCAACAAACCAAUCAAAGAACUGAUAACCCAGAUUCCUUUUUCUUUAAAAUAUCCAAUAUUUUUUGUAUUAUAUUUUAUCAUUGAACUGCAUUGGACUUCAAUUAGGGUGGCGCUCCAAGAGUUGUGGGGGUGCUUGUUCAUUUUGAAGUGGUGAAGUUGUAAGUUUAAUACUUUUAAUUUUUUUUGGUUGCGAUGAUGAUUUUAUGGAGUUAACCAGAAUUUGAUGAGAGGAAUGAAUUGCGGGUGUUUAUAAAUAGAUAAUGAGUGGAGGGUCAUUGGGGAUUCGUUCAGGGAGUUACGGCUCUUUGGACAAACAGCUGCAAAAUGGUGUUUUGCCAAUUCAAGUGCCGUCAGCAACAAAAACUAAGCCUUUUAAAACGUUCAAGGAAAAGGAGACAUUCCUUCAUUGGAUAUGUAAGUUUGCUGGCCGGAAAAAGGUUGGAUCGCUGCUCCUUUGCGCCAUCUCUGCUGCCAUUUUUGUUUGGGUCUUAUACCUUGGCAAAGAUGAAGUUCAGGGAAGUUACAAUGUCCCUCUCCCUAAGGUAAAUGAUAGCUUGCCUCUAAAUAAUUCUAGAUCUCCCCUGAUAAAUGGACUGCAAAAUAGCCGCAUACACAAUUUGACAUAUUCACCAGUCGAUGCGGAAGGAUCUGAAGUGCCCCCACCUCCGUCGUAUUUUCUGCGCUACACUCUUCCAGCAGAGCAUCCAUGCAAUACUUUCACUUUACCCCCUCCACCAGCAGACAAAAAAAGAACCGGACCCCGCCCUUGUCCUGUAUGUUACCUUUCUGUGGACGAAGCAGUUGCCUUGAUGCCAAAAGUUCCAUCAUUUUCUCCGGUUCUUAAGAAUUUAACAUAUAUUUAUGAGGAAAACUUAAAUAAAGAGACAGAAUUUGGAGGUUCGAACUUUGGUGGGUAUCCUACUUUGAAGCAGCGUGAUGAUUCAUAUGACAUACGAGAAUCGAUGAACGUGCAUUGUGGAUUUGUCAAAGGAACCAAACCUGGCCACGAGACUGGAUUUGACAUCGAUAACAGUGAUCUUCUUGAGAUGGAGCAAUGUCAUGGAGUGGUUGUUGCAUCAGCAAUAUUUGGAGCUUUUGAUAACAUGCUCCAACCAAAGAAUAUUAGUAAAUAUUCCGAGCAAACAGUCUGCUUCUAUAUGUUUGUUGACGAAGAAACAAAAUCUGACUUGGAAACGGAACAUGGUCUGAAUGAGAGUAAGAAGAUUGGAUUAUGGAGAAUAGUUGUUGCGCAUAAUCUUCCUUACACUAAUGGAAGCCGCAAUGGAAAGAUCCCAAAGCUUCUACUGCAUAGGCUGUUUCCGAAUGCUCGUUUCUCUUUGUGGAUUGAUGGGAAGCUCCAGCUUCUUGUUGAUCCGUAUCAAAUUCUUGAGAGGUUCUUGUGGAGAAAAAAUGCUACUUUUGCAAUUUCUAGGCAUUAUAUACGUUUUGAUGUGUUUGAGGAAGCCGAGGCAAAUAAAGCUGCUCAUAAAUACGAUAAUGCCUCCAUUGACUUUCAGGUUGACUUCUAUAAAAAAGAGGGUUUGACCCCAUAUUCCGAGGCUAAGCUUCCCAUUACAAGUGAUGUUCCCGAAGGAUGUGCAAUAAUAAGGGAGCAUGUUCCUAUUAGCAACCUCUUCACUUGUCUUUGGUUCAAUGAAAUCGACCGUUUUACUUCCAGAGACCAACUUAGCUUUUCAACGGUAAGGGACAGGGUUGCAGCAAAGACGAAUUGGAUGGUGAAUAUGUUCUUGGAUUGUGAAAGGCGCAACUUUGUCGUUCAGCAACACCAUAAAGGAGUUUUAGCGAUGUUGGCUCAGAUGGCUCCGCCUGCCAUUUCUCCUCCCCCGCCACCGCUAUCUUUGGCCAAUAAUCCGCCUAGGACAUCAUCACUAGAAAUCGCAAGUGUUUCGCCAAAGCAUAGAAGAGAUUGGAGGGUAGGUUCAAGGUAAAAGUUUGAUUGAUAUCAACUACCCUUCUUUCUUUCCUCAACAUUCAGAAACCUUCAUCGCCAACGGAUUGGGAAAUCAUGCAAGAAAGUUGCAAGUUGUGUCCCAUAAAAGAUUACAGUUUUUCCAAUAUUAUUAAACCUGCCCAUUUUCAUUCAUUUUUUGUUGUAUAUAAAAAUAUAGUCCCAAAUGAUCAUUAAGGUAACUCUUUUGUUGUUUCAUUAAAAGUUUAUAAAAUUACUUUUGUAUUCAGUUUUCAA
This is a messenger RNA of Gossypium arboreum, 2277 nucleotides long. RefSeq names its product probable hexosyltransferase MUCI70. Bases 332 to 2020 code for a protein of 562 amino acids. The record is from RefSeq and is a predicted model, not a curated record. The transcript has 9 exons. Lineage: Eukaryota; Viridiplantae; Streptophyta; Magnoliopsida; Malvales; Malvaceae.